This is a messenger RNA of Colletotrichum lupini, 2253 nucleotides long. RefSeq names its product iron-sulfur cluster transporter ATM1. The transcript has 3 exons. Gene Ontology annotation, biological process: intracellular iron ion homeostasis; transmembrane transport. Gene Ontology annotation, molecular function: ABC-type transporter activity; ATP binding; ATP hydrolysis activity. The record is from RefSeq and is a predicted model, not a curated record. The annotation marks the transcript as partial. NCBI's taxonomy places the organism in Eukaryota, Fungi, Ascomycota, Sordariomycetes, Glomerellales, Glomerellaceae. Gene Ontology annotation, cellular component: mitochondrial inner membrane.
GCCGGCGAUUGCAUCAUCCCGGCCGAGGCGCUCGACAAUGCCGAGCCCGGUGCUUGCGACUUUUACGCCUCGUUACUCCACGAGGAAGAUGAUCGAGUUGCGGCGCAGGGCACGAUUACGAUGAUCAUCCGAGCCGUCACCAAGGCUCCUUUGGCCUGCCCUCGAGGCAUCUCCCACACCCAAUUCUACCGACCGGCAUGGCUUCCUCAAAGCCCCCGGGCCCCCAUCCGCAUCUUCCAAACGAGUGCACCUUCGAGACGCGACCAACCCAAGCCGCCGACGACGGCAAAGAUCGAUAAUGGCGCCGAUAAGACCACGGCACAGCUCUCCAAGGCAGAACCUGCCAAGGCGAAGAAGAGUGCGGCCGUCGAUCCUCUCGCAACGCCAGAAAAGUCUACACAGGAGCAGCGCAAGGCCGACUGGGCCAUCAUGAAGGAGAUGUCGCGAUACUUGUGGCCCAAGGACAGCUUGAGCACAAAGUUCCGCGUCGGACUGGCUGUUUCCUUGUUGAUUGGCGCAAAGGUCCUGAACGUGCAGGUUCCCUUCUACUUCAAGAGCAUCGUGGAUUCUAUGAAUGUCGACUUUGGCGCAACCGGCGGCACGGCGGUGACAAUCGCGGGGAGUAUGAUCUUGGCAUACGGUGCGACGAGGAUAGGCGCCACAAUCUUCCAGGAGCUCCGAAACGCCGUCUUUGCUUCCGUUGCUCAGAAGGCCAUCCGGCGAGUCGCUUGCAACGUCUUUGAUCAUUUGCUGCGGCUGGACCUCAGCUUCCAUCUGUCCAAGCAGACUGGUGGACUGACAAGGGCGAUUGAUCGCGGUACCAAGGGCAUCAGCUUCUUGCUGACGAGCAUGGUCUUCCAUAUUCUCCCCACUGCACUGGAAAUCUCGAUGGUCUGCGGUAUCUUGACGUACCAGUAUGGCGCCAAGUUCGCCGCCAUUACGGUACUCACCAUGGUUGGGUACACGGCCUUUACUAUCUGGACGACAGCUUGGAGAACAAAGUUCAGGAGACAAGCAAACGCGGCCGAUAACAAGGCAUCGACAGUUGCCGUAGACUCGCUGAUCAACUACGAGGCUGUCAAGUACUUCAACAACGAGAAAUUCGAGGUCGCGAGAUACGAUCAGGCCCUCCAGGUCUACGAGAAGAGCUCCAUCAAAGUCGCAACUUCGCUAGCCUUCCUCAACAGUGGACAAAACAUCAUCUUCUCCUCGGCGCUGACAGCCAUGAUGUAUCUGGCUGCUAACGGUGUUGCCCAAGGCACGCUUACUGUCGGUGACCUCGUCAUGGUCAACCAGCUCGUGUUCCAGCUCUCCGUACCCCUCAACUUCCUUGGUUCCGUCUACCGUGAGCUUCGCCAGUCAUUGCUCGACAUGGAGACACUGUUCAACCUGCAAAAGGUCAACGUCUCCAUCAAGGACGCGCCCGACGCCAAACCCUUGGCUCUGUCCAAGGGUGGACAAAUUAGAUUCGAAAACGUCACCUUUGGCUACCACCCCGAUCGCCCCAUCCUCCGCAACCUGUCGCUUACCAUCCCGGCUGGCAAGAAGGUCGCCGUCGUCGGUCCUAGCGGCUGCGGAAAAUCUACCUUGCUCCGACUCCUCUUCCGUUCGUACGACGCGCAGUCUGGCCGCAUCUUUGUCGACGAUCAGGAUAUUCGCCAAGUCCAGGUGGACUCUCUCCGCCGGGCCAUUGGCGUUGUUCCCCAGGACACUCCGCUUUUUAACGACACCAUCGAGCACAACAUCCGAUAUGGCGACAUGUCAGCACCCCCGGAGCGCGUCAUCGCCGCCGCUCAGCGCGCACGCAUCCACGAAAUCAUUGAGCGGUUCCCCGAUGGAUACCAGACGAAGGUGGGAGAGCGUGGCUUGAUGAUUUCCGGCGGAGAAAAGCAGCGUCUGGCCGUCAGCAGACUCCUUCUCAAGGACCCGCCUCUGCUCUUCUUCGAUGAGGCCACCAGCGCGUUGGAUACCCACACCGAGCAGGCUCUUAUGCUCAACAUUAACAGCAUUCUUCGUGAAAAGGCACGGACCAGUGUAUUCGUAGCCCACAGACUGCGCACCAUUUUCGACGCGGACCUCAUCAUCGUACUGAAGGAGGGCAACGUAGCCGAGAUGGGUACCCAUCGUGAACUUAUUGACAGGGGCGGACUCUAUGCUGAGCUCUGGAGUGCUCAGGAAACCCUGUUCGAUGCCGAUGGCCAAGAACGCGAGCAACCAGAGGAGGAUACGAAGAAGCCACCUGCGGCACGCUAA